Molecule: messenger RNA, 515 nt
Organism: Habropoda laboriosa
Lineage: Eukaryota; Metazoa; Arthropoda; Insecta; Hymenoptera; Apidae
Exons: 3
Coding region: 165-515 (116 amino acids)
Source: RefSeq, a predicted model, not a curated record
AAUGUUGGACUGAACAGAUCGACGAAAACAAUUCGCAGAGAAGCAGUUACUAUAUUUAGAAGUCGCGGUACCGUAAGAAGCAGAACAGAGGACGUUGUUCUGUGUUCGUUGUCAGGUUUUCCGGUGUCGUCUUUGAUUCUUAAAUCAGUGAUAAUUCGGGCCCAAUGGUCCUAAUCAUGCAAAACAGAACCGAGAAACCCUCGGCUAUUGUGUGCAUCGCAUAUCGUCAAUUGAGUAUAAUGACCGGGAUUAAAGAUCCAACCGAAGAACCGAAGGUGGAACAAAUAAAACAAGAAAAUAAAGAGAUGAGUGCUAUUGUAAAAAAAGGUUUCACGGAUUUAACAAAUGUCUGCAUGCAAGAUUUUUUCGAGUUCUCGAGAGGCAUGACGGAAUCUUUCAGGUCAAUGUUAGAUGAUUUAAAAGAUCGCUUCGAACAGUUUCGUGAACAAAACAAAUCCAUAUUUGAUUUAUUUUCACUGUCAAAUCUACAAAAAUGGAUUCAACGUGAACAAUAA